AUAACACAAAUAUUACUGCUCUUUCUUUCUCUCUCUGUCUCUUUCCUUUCGGCCUUUGCUUUCGCAAGUUAUAUAACGCCGACCCUCUUCUUUUCCUUCCUUCCCUCUCUCUUUCAUCUCUCAAAACAACGAAAUUCCCAGAAAGUCUUUCAAUCUCGGCACUGUCGUCGUCAAUGAAAAAGAAUAAAGCUUUGAUUACGUUUGUAAUUCAGGAAUUUGUAGGAAGUUUUCUGGUUUUGGGUGUUUGACCCAUUUUUUUUAAAUAAUGUUUUGGGAAAUUUAAUUCAAUGGUGUUGUCUUAUCGUUCCUUUUAUAUACUCUGAAAUAGUUUGAGUGAGAAAGCUCAAUCUGGAACGAAUCUCUGUUCCAUUACAUUCAAUCCACCCCACCCAAUUUUUCUCUUCUUCUUCUUCUUCUCCGAUUUGUCAUCGGUCUCUCUUCGAUUCAUCUCUUUGUAUCAAAGAAGGAAAACCCGGAGAGAGAGUAUAGGUGCUGGUCCAAUUUCUUUUUUUUUGGGUGGGGAACUGGGUUUGCAAUUAGGGUUUAUGGGUGUUUUGGGAAUUGGGUUUCCACUUUAAGAUCGACGUUGAUUUGAAGUUUCCCCCCUCUUUAUGUCGAUUAGGAGGGAUUGAUUGAUUAGAGCAGAUAUGAUAAUCAAGCGCAACCUCAAAUCGCAAAUGCCGAGUCUGAAACGGUGCAAACUCGGUGAUUCAGUAGGUGAAGAUGAAGAUUACUUGGGUAGAACUCGCAAGAAACGGAAAAUCAAUGACUAUUAUCCUCUGGCUCUUCUCGGGGAGGUCGCCGCCGGCAUAAUUUCGUUCGGCCUCCAUCGUAUCAUUGCCUCUGAGGCUGAUAAAGGUUUCUCGGCUUCAUGGUGCGCCGAUGUCUCAUGCUCCCCUGAUGAAGUUGAAUCCAAAUCCAAGGGCUUAGAUUCAUCCAAUGCCAAGAACCGUACUGUGGAGAUUUCUCGGCCACCACUUGUGAGGACCUCCAGAGGACGAGUUCAGGUACUUCCUUCGCGAUUCAAUGAUUCUGUAAUUGAGAACUGGAAGAAAGAAAGUAAAACUAGCUUGCCCGAUUGUAGUUUAGAUGAUGGUGAUGACGAUGAGGAUUAUGACUUUGAAUGCAAAAAGGAUAAAUCUAGUUUUAAGAAACCUAAUAAUUGUAAGCAGAACAUGAAAAAUUGGCGAAGUGAAGAGAAGAAUGGUUAUAAAGGGAAAAAAUAUACUACAUUGUGUGGGGAAGAUGAAGGAGAAGCAGGGUAUGGUAAGACUUUUAAUAAUAGGAAGUACUUGAGUUUCCGAACCUCGUUAAUACGUGAGCAAUUCGUCAAGGAGAAUGAGAAGGAUGUCAAUGGGAUUGACACUGUUGAUUUAACAACAGUGAAGAAGGCUUCACUUGAGAAUGGUGGGAGGAAAGAUGGGUUGUAUGGGCCGGAGGAUUUUUAUGCAGGGGAUAUAGUGUGGGCAAGGCCAGGGAAGAGGGAGCCAUUUUGGCCGGCUAUUGUUAUCGAUCCAAUGACGCAAGCACCUGAGCUGGUUUUGAGGUCUUGUAUACCUGACGCAGCCUGUGUAAUGUUCUUUGGACAUUCUGGGAAUGAGGGCCAAAGGGAUUAUGCCUGGGUUCGGCGGGGCAUGAUUUUCCCCUUCAUGGACUUUCUAGACAGGUUCCACGAGCAACCAGAAUUGCAUAGGUGCAAGCCUAGCGAUUUCCAGUUGGCAAUGGAAGAGGCUUUUCUAGCAGAACAGGGUUUUACAGAGAAGUUGAUACAGGAUAUUAACAUCGCAGCUGGAAAUUCAUCUUAUGAAGAAUCUGUUCUUAGAUGGGUUCAGGAGGCUCCUGGUCCAAUCCAGGAUCACGAUUAUCACCUUCCUAAUCAGGGCUUCUUUGGGAAAUAUAAGGACACAAGACCUUGUGAAGGCUGUGGCAUGAACCUCCCAUUUAAAAUGGGAAAGAAAAUGAAAGCAUCUGCUUCUGAAGGCCAAUUUUUGUGUAAAACAUGUGCUAGGUUAACUAAAUCAAAACACUGUUGUGGCAUCUGUAAGAAGAUUUGGAAUCAUUCAGAUAGUGGAAGUUGGGUGCGAUGUGACGGUUGUAAAGUUUGGGUGCAUGCAGAGUGUGACAAAAUUCCCAGACAUCAUUUUAAGGCUCUGGGGGCCACUGACUAUUACUGUCCUACGUGCAAGGCAAAGUUUAACUUUGAAUUAUCUGAUUCAGAGAAGUGGCGGCCUAAAACUAAAUCAAAAACUAACACCAGUGAACUAGUUUUGCCUAAGAAGGUUACUGUUCUCUGCUGUGGUGUUGAAGGCUUAUAUUACCCAAGCCUCCACUUAGUUGUUUGCAAGUGCGGGUCCUGUGGGUCUGAGAAGCAAGCGCUUAGCGAGUGGGAAAGACACACUGGUUCCAGAGAACGGAAUUGGAGGAUUAGCGUGAAGGUGAAAGGUUCCUUGCUGCCAUUAGAACAAUGGAUGCUUCAGUUAGCAGAGUUCCAUGCAAAUGCAACGACCUCUACCAAACCUCCUAAACGACCACCGAUAAGAGAGAGAAAGCAAAAGUUGCUUGCUUUUUUGCAGGAAAGAUAUGAACCAGUUCAUGUGAAGUGGACAACUGAACGCUGUGCUGUAUGUAGAUGGGUCGAAGAUUGGGACUACAAUAAAAUUAUUAUAUGCAAUAGAUGUCAAAUUGCUGUGCAUCAAGAAUGUUAUGGAGCAAGAAAUGUUAAGGAUUUCACUUCGUGGGUUUGUAAAGCUUGUGAAACACCUGAAAUUACACGAGAAUGUUGCCUUUGUCCCGUCCAAGGAGGUGCUUUGAAGCCAACUGAUGUUGAGACAUUGUGGGUUCAUGUUACUUGUGCUUGGUUUCAACCUGAAGUAUCUUUUGCAAGUGAUGAAAAGAUGGAACCUGCUCUUGGAAUCUUGAGUAUACCAUCAAAUUCCUUUGUGAAGAUUUGUGUUAUUUGCAAGCAAAUUCAUGGUUCUUGCACACAGUGUUGUAAUUGUUCAACGUAUUACCAUGCUAUGUGUGCUUCAAGGGCUGGUUACCGCAUGGAGUUGCAUUGCUUGGAGAAAAAUGGUAGACAAAUGACAAAAAUGGUGUCAUAUUGUGCUUAUCAUCGCGCACCAAAUCCAGAUACUGUUUUAAUCAUACAGACCCCUCUAGGGGUCUUCUCUGCCAAAAGCCUUGGUCAAAAGAAGAAGAAAAGUGGGUCAAGGCUAAUUUCAUCAAGCAGGCUGAAAAUUGAAGAGGCUCCAACUGUGGAAACUACCGAGGUUGAGCCAUUUUCUGCUGCUAGGUGCCGGGUCUUCAAAAGAUCAAACAAUAAUAGAAAGAGAACUGAAGAUGAAGCCAUGCCCCACCGGUUAAUAAGACCUUGCCAUCAUUCUUUAAGCACUAUACAGAGUUUGAAUGCAUUCAGAAUAGUAGAGGAGCCUACAGAUUUUUCAUCUUUCAAAGAACGACUCCAGCACUUGCAGAGAACUGAACAUGAUCGAGUUUGCUUCGGUAGAUCUGGAAUCCAUGGGUGGGGCCUCUUUGCCCGAAAAAACAUUCAAGAAGGAGAUAUGGUCCUUGAAUACCGUGGGGAACAAGUGAGGGGAAGUAUUGCUGAUCUAAGAGAAGCACGCUACCGACAAGAAGGAAAAGACUGCUAUCUGUUCAAGAUCAGUGAAGAAGUCGUGGUGGACGCCACCGACAAAGGGAACAUAGCGCGCCUAAUCAAUCAUUCGUGCAUGCCCAACUGUUAUGCUAGGAUUAUGAGCGUCGCGGAUGAUGAGAGUCGGAUUGUUCUUAUUGCCAAGACUAACGUCUCUGCCGGAGAUGAGCUAACGUACGAUUACUUGUUCGAUCCCGAUGAGCCAGAGGAGUUCAAAGUCCCGUGCUUAUGUAAAGCUCCAAAUUGUCGGCAAUUCAUGAAUUAGGAAUUAUACACACACAGCAUAGCCAUUGCUUCUCUGCAAGGAAGGUGACCGACCCAGUUGCCCUAUUCAAGAGGUGGAAUCUCAUAGUCGAUCUAUACACCCUGAUUUGUAUUUUUUUCCCCAGAAAAAGAAGAAAUGAAAAUGCAUCUUCCCUCCCAUUUCUUUUCUUUUCUUUUCUUUUUACGAUAAAUUUGAUGGUUAAUAAAAUGAUUAGGAUUUCCCAGUUGCU
Messenger RNA from Hibiscus syriacus, 4146 nucleotides. Its product is annotated as histone-lysine N-methyltransferase ATX5-like. The transcript has 23 exons. Gene Ontology annotation, molecular function: protein binding. NCBI's taxonomy places the organism in Eukaryota, Viridiplantae, Streptophyta, Magnoliopsida, Malvales, Malvaceae. Bases 648 to 3917 code for a protein of 1089 amino acids. The record is from RefSeq and is a predicted model, not a curated record. Gene Ontology annotation, biological process: regulation of transcription by RNA polymerase II.